GUGGUCCCAAACACUGCACGCGACACGUCACGGCUACAAGUUCCUAGUUACCUGACGUCACAACUGAAGCGACAUGGCGGACACUCUAACCGCACUAAACCUGGUCGCAGCACAUUUGUGCGGUAACGCUUGUGAUCAGUCUUAAACUCUCUGAUGUCAAGACGUCUGCUGCAUCGACUUCAGUAUCGAACAUUUCAGAUAUGCAGCACAUCCAGAUUUAGACCUGUCAAAGGACAUUCACAAAAUUAUGAAUGACAAUGUUCUUAGUCAACGCAGCAGCAUCAAAAAUAGUGGCUUGGCAUCCAUGAUGUCUAUCCCCUCACCUUUGUCAUCUGAGGCAUAUGCAGCCAAGAAGAAUGACAGGCUGAAAGACUCACAUAUUUUAUAUGCCCUAAGCAAAGAUAUCACAAAAACAAGGUCUUGGAGUGGUCCUAAGCUCAGAAGCUUCAAUGCUCAUCAAACGCAUCGUGCCAGCUGGUACAACAAUUCCACACCUCACCAUAGCCCUUUCUUAACGACACCAAUUCAAAGAAUGAAGAGCUCUGCAGGAGGGGAUAUAGCAGCAAAUAGACACUCAGAGAGAUAUAAAAGUGGGCUGAGCAGAAAUCGGCAAGAACAGCGACUACGUGAGGAAUUGUCAGUUAUUUACCAGUCCCACAGAAUGAACCAAGCAUUAGAGAUGGGUCCACACAGGCAAGAUGUUAGCUAUUAUAUCUGUGGGUCCCGGAUGCCACUGCUAAACCGUUACAUUGUGAGCGAAUCUGAACUUCAGCGACAGCAUGCUAUGAAAGAGGCCAGCAACGAGCUAAAGCUUGACCUCACCAGAAAAUAUCCAUACUUUUCAAGAAUCCCGAAGCCUAACAAGAACAAGUCCAGAGAAAAAACAGACGAUAAAAUUUCCCAUAAAAAUGGUGAUACUGUUGAUGAGGCUGCUGCCCUGAAAACUUCUAUACCUGAUGAGACAGAACCAGUCGCUUUAAAACCUAAAUCACAGCAGAUUGGAGAAAGAAUACCACCUAUCAAUGCUACUUCUGCAGAAGCAUCAAGAAAUGAUGAUUAUUUACUAUCACAUUACUCUGAAAUAUCUAGUUCUCCUCAGUCUCUGCAGAGCAGAGGUGUCUCAGAUGAUAAGAUUAUCAAGGAAAACACUUGAAAUUCAUUAGGCUUUUUUGUAUUCUGCUGUAAUAUCAUCUAAUAAAACAAGAGACAUGGGUUCAUUAAACAAAAAUUUUCCAACUCUGUGCAACUUAAACAAUGGCUGGAAAAUUUUGCUGCUCCUAGUACGUGGAAAGUGUGGGGGAUGUUUAUAAUAAUAAAGUACUAAAAUGGCACAUUUCGCAGCACAAGAAAAACAAGCAAAAUAGCACAGUUGUAAACGUCAAAAAAAAAAAAAAAAAAAAAAAAGAAGGGGGGGGGGGGGUGAGAGUGCUGGGUGGGUAAGGCUAACUUUGAAAAUUUUCAAUGACGCUGGGUCCUGAAAAAAAAGAAGCAGCGCCCAAAUUUGUCUUGACGGUUCCGUGCGAGAGAGCGCAUGCGUGACGAGUAGAUAUGCUAGAUGUUUAUAGAUGCCUUUGUACAUUGUAUAUGUAAGCUUCAAGAGCGAGUGCCAGAGGAGUCAGAGCGAAAGUAAGAGAGAGAGACAGUUACAGAAGCUAUUGCGGUCGAGUCGCCGCUGAGGUAGUUUCAGCGGGAGUUGCUGUUGUAUUACGGCAUGUGUCGCCGAUUUUCCAGUGAACGUCUACAAGUGAAGAUUGUUGUACAUACUGUAAAUAAAGUGUUAGAAACUUUUCUUCGACUCGAUUUUCUUGUAGACGUUAGCACCGUAGAUUGAAGACCCAUGAACGAGCCAUUGACGCACUUACUAGCUGUCAUGUUGACAACUUUCGACUGUUAAAGAGCAUGUGUAACCCUUUAUCUUCUAGGGUCACCUGGUACAAUAAAAGAAAGGUUGAAUGUGGCGAUGCGUUUGAAACUAGAGGAAGAGGGAUUUAUAAUUUGAAUUGAUGUGAUGCUUUCAGAGAGAAGCUAACACAAUAAUGGGAAGAGAGUUGGAGUGAGAGAUUUACUUGUAGAGCAAGAUAAAUUCAUCAAAGGGCAGAUUAAGGACUUUUUGGCCUCAUUCAUGUACAAAGAUGUUCCCCAACUAUGGAUAGAAAUAGAAAAAAAGUCCCCCAAACAAGCAAAGUCAGCAAUUUUUCCAUAGAUAAGUACCACAAUAAUAAUAAUAAACGCAAAAUUUGUAUAGCGCACACUUGCACUAGCAUUAUGGGAACUGGUGUUAGGGGUAAUGUUCAAGGAAGAAGUGCACAUUUAAAGGAUUCAAUAGUGGGUAGGUGGCGGAUAUGGAGAGAGUUCUAUUGUUUCGUAGCACAGUAAAAAUCAUGUGGUCAUAAUUAUGUUGUUCUUGUGACAGGAAUAGUUAGGAGACGGUCGUCUAUGUACGGUAUGCCUUGGUACACACAUUAUUUUCCUGUAUAUAUUAGAUAUUUUAUUUUGUGAAAACUACAAAAAACAAAAGAAAAAAAAAA
Pomacea canaliculata is the source of this 2528-nucleotide messenger RNA. RefSeq lists its product as uncharacterized. Lineage: Eukaryota; Metazoa; Mollusca; Gastropoda; Architaenioglossa; Ampullariidae. The transcript is spliced from 8 exons. The record is from RefSeq and is a predicted model, not a curated record. Bases 248 to 1153 code for a protein of 301 amino acids.